CCAUAAUGCCAAGCCUAAGCUUACAGCUCCAAAGCUUGUUCUUCAAGUACCACCUCCGCCACCAGCUCCAGACUCUAACCCAAACCCAAACCCGCGACAAAUUCGGCACCACUUCCCGACCCGACCACCCCUCCGUUCCCGCCAACCCGACUUUCCGAAACGGCGUCGCCACCAAGGACCUCCACAUCGACCCUUUAUCCUCCCUCUCCCUCCGCAUCUUCCUCCCGGAGACAGUCCUCCUCAAAGACUCCGCCUUUGACUCUAACGGCGUCGUCUACGGCGGAUACACUCCCCCGGCCGGGAAGCGCCACCGCAAGCUGCCGAUCAUGCUGCAGUUCCACGGCGGCGGGUUCGUCGUCGGGAGCAACGACACGUCGUGUAAUGAUAUGUUCUGCCGGAGGAUGGCGAAGCUGUGCGAUGUGAUCGUGGUGGCGGUGGGGUACAGGCUGGCGCCGGAGAGUCCGUACCCGGCUGCGUUUGAGGAUGGGAUGGCGGUGUUGAGUUGGUUGGCCAAGCAGGCCAACUUGGCGGCGGUGAGGAGGAAGGGGAGGGGUAAUUCUGGUAAUCAGCAGGGGAUUUUCGACAGCUUUGGGUCGUCUAUGGUUGAGCCUUGGUUGGCUGCUCAUGGAGAACCUUCUAGGUGUGUACUCCUCGGAGUGAGCUGUGGUGCAAACAUAGCGGAUUUCGUAGCUCGGAAGGCUGUGGAGGCGGGAAGCCUCUUGGAUCCUGUAAAAGUGGUGGCUCAAGUCCUGAUGUACCCUUUCUUCAUCGGAAGCGUUCCUACCAAGUCUGAGAUUAAGUUGGCAAAUUCCUACUUUUAUGACAAGGCUAUGUGUAUGAUGGCAUGGAAGCUAUUUCUACCAGAGGAAGAGUUUGAUUUAGACCACCCUGCUGGCAACCCUCUUGUACCUGGGAGAGGGCCGCCCUUAAAGACCAUGCCUCCCACACUUACAAUUGUUGCUGAGCAUGAUUGGAUGCGCGACAGGGGUAUCGCCUACUCUGAAGAACUGCGGAAGGCUAAUGUGGAUGCACCUCUUCUUGAGUACAAGAAUGCUGUUCAUGAGUUUGCUACUCUUGAUGUGCUCCUCGAAACACCCCAGGCACAGGCUUGUGCUGAUGAUAUCACUAUAUGGGUCAAGAAGUAUAUAUCACUCAGAGGUGGCGAGUUUUCUUAUUGAUUAGUACAAAAGAAAACUAUGUUGAAUCUUGAAGCACAUUUUAACAGCUUUGGAAGAACUCUUUGGUGUACAGCUUGAAGUCACUUCCAUUCGUUGCGAUGUCUGCAGAGUGUAGAGGUUCACACUACUCUCUGCUCAACAUAGUUAUAGUUUUUUGCCUGAACAUAUUAUUGCCUUUGCUAGGAUUUGUAUAUGUUCAUUAGCUGAAUAUUGAGAUGUAUUGCAUAGGUUAGUGAGAGUGAGAGUGAGAGCCGGCCCUUUCCUUGAACUUACUCAAAUUCUUUUAUUCUUUCAUUCUAAAAUAAAGAUGGAUUCUAUUUAUGGCUGUC
Messenger RNA from Fragaria vesca subsp. vesca, 1507 nucleotides. RefSeq names its product probable carboxylesterase 11-like. The coding region runs from base 6 to 1178 and encodes 390 amino acids. The transcript is spliced from 2 exons. NCBI's taxonomy places the organism in Eukaryota, Viridiplantae, Streptophyta, Magnoliopsida, Rosales, Rosaceae. Gene Ontology annotation, molecular function: hydrolase activity. The record is from RefSeq and is a predicted model, not a curated record.